Molecule: messenger RNA, 977 nt
Organism: Danaus plexippus (monarch butterfly)
Lineage: Eukaryota; Metazoa; Arthropoda; Insecta; Lepidoptera; Nymphalidae
Exons: 2
Coding region: 59-466 (135 amino acids)
Source: RefSeq, a predicted model, not a curated record
AGCAAAUCUAUAUAGAAUUUGACUCAUUUGGUUUUACAAGCUUCAUUUAUAUUUCACUAUGGUUUGUAAAGUUCUGUUCUUUGUGUUAGCAGUUUGGGCACAUCAAGGAUAUUGUUUAACUGAGGUCAGACUUGAUGAUAGAAACGUCAAUAUAAUAAGACAUGAGCAUCUUGGAUCAUCGAUCAGCAUACCGAAGCCCAUAUUCGAUACUUUAAGGACCUGUCACAUCACAUAUCCAGAUGGGAGAAGAUUUGAAGCUUAUCCACAGAACAAUUUACCGAAUUCGGAAAUCUUCUUUAAAACCGUUCGCAAACCUUUUACUAGUUGUUCCAUUGGAUUUAGAAAUCCUCCUGUGAGUUUCAGUGGCACUUACGAGCUCAUGGAUACAGUGGUGUCGAGCACCACUAAUGGCGUUACUCUGACGAGACGGAGAUUCAAUAUUAGAAUUUCUGAACCUGAAUUUUAACAGAUAAAUUAUUAUUUUUGAUUUCAAAAGAUUAAAACUAUUGCAAUUAAUUAGUAAUUUUUUUGUUUUUGGUCAGACAAAAUUUAUCAACAGCAUUUAUUAAAGUAAAAAGUCAAAUUUUUACUAUAAUCAAUAUCAAAUUAUGGUGACAUAUUAAAGUUAUAAGGUGUCUCAAACUUAUAUUGCAAACGAUCCGAACGUACGAUAAAUAAAAAUAGUUCAACGUUGUUUAAUAUAAAGCGAUAAGAUUAUAAUCACUAAGCAUAAGAAGUAAGCACUUUCAAAGAAUGAUAAUAAAAAUAUUACUUAGUUUUCCAUACAAAACUCUCUGGCUAAAACUUGCUUUUGAUAUUUUUGCUUUAGCCUCUGAGUUUAACUAAUUCAGACGAAUGUUUUUAAUAAAAACUUCAACAGAGCUCUUUUAAAUACUUUAUAUAUAAGGCGAUUUCUAUUGUAAAUCUUUCAUUUUAAAAUUCACCUGUGUUUUUGAACUCAAUAAAAUUUUAAAGCA